AUGGGUACUUUCACAUUUUCUUAUUUUGUCCAACGUGCUCUCUGGGACAAGCGUGGUCUCUGGGCGUUAUCAGGAGCUGCGUUCUACUUUGGACACUGUUGGGAUAAAGCAGGGAUGGACAAAGCUGAGAUGAUGAAGGGGCAAUCCAAAAUGUUUGCGAGCCGUCAUGUAGCUGUGCCAAACGAUAAGGAUGCCUGGAAAUAUUGA
This is a messenger RNA of Auanema sp. JU1783, 207 nucleotides long. The record is from the annotation of a GenBank genome assembly. NCBI's taxonomy places the organism in Eukaryota, Metazoa, Nematoda, Chromadorea, Rhabditida, Rhabditidae.